CCUUUAACACCUCAUCAUCCUCCCUUCGGUUCCCUUUAUAUAUAUAUAUAUGAAUAAAAAUUUCUCUCUUUGUUGAAAAUUGAAUUUCUUUCAAGAAACAACAUCCCAUCAAAUCACCUAUUUUUCUGCUUAUAUUGUUAUCCAAAAAAGUAAAAAUAAAAGUGGAAAAAAAAAAUCUUUGAUCAGUCUUUUUGAUCUGAUACCCACUUGGUUACUCAUCUUGUUUGAUCAAAAUUUUCUUGAAAAAAUUCAUAUGGGUUUUAAGGAAUCUUUGGGGCUCUUUCUCAUGUCUGAGGCUUGAAAUUUUUGUGAUCAGCUUCUAAUUUAAGUGAUUUAGAAAUCCUCCCAUUGCUUAAUUUGGGCACUGCAGAAGCUAGCAGUGCCCAUGGACGCCUCGACGAGUGGAACCUCGAGUGUUCAAUACCAUAACAUUGCUGAACAACCUAUUGCUGCUACUAUUGUAAACUCAACAUUUCAAAGACAAGUGAGGCACUGUUUUGGGAAUGCGACUCCUGGUGAAUUCCCAUUGUCAGCUAACCCGUCUAUCGUUCUUCAUGUGCUUACUGGAUGUAAUUUAGAUCCACAGGACCUUGCAACUCUAGAGGCUACUUGCUCAUUCUUUCGGCAGCCUGCAAACUUUGCACCCGAUAAUGAGCUCUCCUUAGCGGAGUUGGCAGCUCUUGAUAUGUGCCGAAAAAGAGCUAUAUUUAAGCCAAUGACUCAGGAGCAAUGUCAUGAUCUGAAGCAAAAAUGUGGGGGCUCCUGGAAGCUUGUUCUAAGAUUCCUGCUAGCUGGGGAAGCAUGUUCCAGGCGCGAAAAAUCACAUGCAGUAGCUGGCCCUGGUCAUAGUAUUGCUGUGAGUUCAAAAGGAGUAGUGUACUCUUUCGGGUCUAACAGCUCAGGGCAGCUUGGAAAUGGAACCACAGAAGAGGAAUGGCGGCCUCACCCGAUUAGAUCACUUCAAGGCGUUCGUGUUAUUCAGGCAGCUGUAGGGGCUGGCAGGACUAUGCUGAUCAGUGACACUGGGAAGGUGUAUGCAUUUGGGAAAGAAUCAUUUGGCGAAGCUGAGUAUGGUGUCCAAGGAAGUAAAGUAGUUACAACUCCUCAGCUGGUUGAAUCUUUAAAAGACAUCUUUGUUGUACAAGCUGCAAUUGGGAAUUUCUUCACUGCUGUAUUAUCAAGAGAAGGAAGGGUUUAUACAUUCUCUUGGGGAAAUGAAAUUAAACUUGGUCAUCAAACUGAGCAAGCUGAUCUGGAACCCCGUCCAUUAUUAGGCGCAUUAGAGAAUAUUCCAGUGGUACAAAUUGCAGCAGGAUAUUGCUACCUUCUUGCUCUGGCUUGUCAACCUAGUGGCAUGUCUGUAUAUUCUGUUGGUUGUGGAUUGGGUGGAAAGCUUGGCCAUGGAACACGAACUGAUGAAAAAGUCCCGAGGUUAAUUGAACAAUUUCAGACUUUGAAUAUUCAGCCGGCAGUUGUUGCAGCUGGGGCUUGGCAUGCUGCUGUUGUUGGGAAAGAUGGAAGGGUCUGUACAUGGGGUUGGGGCCGCUAUGGGUGCUUGGGUCACGGUAAUGAAGAUUGUGAAUCAGCUCCUAAGGUAGUGGAAGCACUAAGCAACGUAAAGGCUGUUUAUGUUGCUACAGGGGACUAUACAACUUUUGUGGUUUCUGAUGACGGAAAUGUUUAUUCAUUUGGUUGUGGAGAAUCGUCUAGUCUAGGACAUAAUACUGCUGCUGCUGAAGCACAGGGUAACAGGCACUCAAAUGUUUUAUUCCCUGAGGUUGUAACAACAUUGAAGCAGCUGAAUGAAAGAGUGGUGCAAAUAAGUCUGACUAAUUCAAUAUACUGGAAUGCCCACACAUUUGCAUUGACAGAAUCUGGUAAGCUAUAUGCAUUUGGCGCGGGCGAUAAGGGACAGCUAGGUGUGGAGCUCAGUGUCAACCAAACCGAAAGGGCAAUACCAGAGCGGGUUGACAUUGAUCUCAGUUAAACAUAGGCCAUUAUUAUUCCUGCUCUUUCACAUAUUUAUGCAUUGCUAGUUUAUCAUUCUCAUUAACCUCAUCGUGCAUUAUAUCUGCUGUUCAAUUUCCAUCUGUAAAUAGAAAACAAAACGAUUGUGAAGAAGCAUAGGUUUUUAGGAUCUGCACAAGUUUAACCUCCUAAGAAUUUGUUGGCUCUUGGCCACAAGCAAGUAAAUAGUUGAUACAAUUUGUUAAGGUUGAUUUUUCACUUAUUUGCUCCUCA
Messenger RNA from Solanum lycopersicum (tomato), 2241 nucleotides. Its product is annotated as ultraviolet-B receptor UVR8. Lineage: Eukaryota; Viridiplantae; Streptophyta; Magnoliopsida; Solanales; Solanaceae. The record is from RefSeq and is a predicted model, not a curated record.